GCCAACGAAACUGAAAUACGUUUCGAAAUCAGACAUAUUUGCAAUAAGGUUGAGCAAUUACAGCUCCUCGAGAUUAGAUCACAACAGAAUCGUCAGAGCGACUUGCUGAAUCAGCUAAUGGGUAAAGUCAAUGAAUCAACAAUGGAACAGAAUAGCCAGAGGAACUUGUCAAAUAAUGUUCUGGGUAUGCUCAAUGAGCUGAGUGAGAAGUUUAAUAAGGUGACAAACUUGGAGCACAAUAUCAAAAUAUAUAAAGCAGAACAGAUUCGUCAGGGGAACUUUCUGGAGGAGCUUAUGAGUAAAAUCAAAGAGUCGAUAACAGAACUGAUUAAUCAGAGAACCUUGCUGAAUGAGAUUGUGGGUAAAGUCAAUGGGUCGACAACCGAUCGGAUUUGCCAGAGCGAUUUGCUGAAUAAGUUGACAAGCUUGGACCCAAUUCAAAUUCACGAUCGCUCUGGGGACAAUUGUGCCUGCGUAUAUAAAGGCGCCUGGUGGUACCAUGACUGUCAUAACAGCAAUCUGAUGGGAAAAUACAAUGAAAAACAAUAUGGCAAAGGCAUUAAUUGGGAGACCUUCACCAAUUUCGAGUCCUCAUUAAAACGUGUCCAGAUGAUGAUAAGACCAAGAAGGAAAUGAAAUAGUUGCUGAACACAUUUUCUUUGCUCUAGAUAGACUUUACUUUAUUUACAAGCGGUUAACUGUAAUUUUAACAUGAAUUUCAAUUUAGUUUUCAAAUUCAGAAGAUGUAUUGAUUUGCAGGCUAAAUA
Molecule: messenger RNA, 767 nt
Organism: Drosophila grimshawi
Lineage: Eukaryota; Metazoa; Arthropoda; Insecta; Diptera; Drosophilidae
Product: tenascin-R
Exons: 3
Coding region: 118-636 (172 amino acids)
Source: RefSeq, a predicted model, not a curated record